Messenger RNA from Cantharellus anzutake, 513 nucleotides. RefSeq lists its product as uncharacterized. NCBI's taxonomy places the organism in Eukaryota, Fungi, Basidiomycota, Agaricomycetes, Cantharellales, Hydnaceae. The record is from RefSeq and is a predicted model, not a curated record. Bases 1 to 513 code for a protein of 170 amino acids. The transcript is spliced from 4 exons.
AUGGACUCAACCCCAUCUAAUGAUGAACUCGGUUUCGAUGUGAUGCCGGACCCCUCCAACAUCGCAGACGGAUGGACUGUAGAGCAACAUGACGACCCUCACAUUCUCCUGCAAGCUCGCUCGCCAGAUCUCACCAAUCCUUCCCUCUCACCACCCAUUCCCUAUUUUGGUGCUAAACUGGACACAUCCAUUCUUCACCCUCUCCUGCCCUAUCCCUCGUCACCUCCUUGUGUCGCUCUCGACUCUAUCAAGGAGCGCGAGAAAAAGAAGUGGACUAUAGGCUUAGGAAAGGACAGCAAAGACAAAGAGAAGCAAGGCCGAGGCACCACUGUCGCUGGUACACAGACAUCGAGCAUCUUGCAAGGGUCGUCUCAACCGGCUUCAAUCUCAUCUGUGUACAUACUCAGUCCAACCACCCCAUAUCUUUCCCCUGACUCAGCUCAUGCCACCUGCACCUCGUCUUGCUUCGCUGACGGAGUACUUGCGGCAGCCCAGCCUGGUGGUGCUGCAUGA